Molecule: messenger RNA, 1605 nt
Organism: Neurospora tetraspora
Lineage: Eukaryota; Fungi; Ascomycota; Sordariomycetes; Sordariales; Sordariaceae
Product: centromere kinetochore component CENP-T-domain-containing protein
Exons: 1
Coding region: 1-1605 (534 amino acids)
Biological process (GO): resolution of meiotic recombination intermediates; replication fork processing
Cellular component (GO): FANCM-MHF complex
Molecular function (GO): protein heterodimerization activity; chromatin binding
Source: RefSeq, a predicted model, not a curated record
AUGGCCGACCCCAAUAACCCACCACAACCACCAGCCCGAACACCGUCAAAACCAUCCUCCUCCCAAAUCCCCGUCCGAACCACCCCCGGCAUCCCGUUCGUCCCCCGAGCCGCUUACACACCCGGCCCCGGCGCCCGUACCCCGCGCGGCCUCCUCAUUUCCGCACACAACACUCCCAACCCCAAUGCGACCCCCCACGUCCGUGCCGCCUACCGCGCCAUCGACUCCCGGCGCGCCGCCAUCCUCACGCCUCACCACGCGCGCCGGCGCUCCUUGCGCGAAGCGCGCGAGACGCCGCGCAAUUUCUUGCUGCAGCUGGGAAAAGUGUUGGCGCCCAAGUCAGAGAGGAUACCUAGUAGUAGUUCGAGUCCUGGUUCUGCGCUGUCUGGGGCUGCUGGUGGUGGGGGACAAGAGGAGGGGGAUACGUCGGAGGAGUUAACCUUCGACAUCUCCACGCGCAGUCGGUACGGGGACGAUGACGAGGAGGAAUUGCCUAAGAGGCCUAGGUUGAGUUUACCGAUUGGCGGCGGUGGUGGGCUGGGAGAUAUGGAAGAAGGGGAUUGGGAGGAUGAUAUGGACGAUGACCUGCCGCAACCGCAUCGGAGUGCCGGACUAGAAGAUCUGACGGAGAAUUUCACGGUGCAGAGUAUUGAGUUGCCGAGACGGAUGGAUCCGGAGAAGGAUCAACAUAGGAUAAGGGAUUCGAUGGGGCGGUUGAGUGAUUUCCCGCAACCGCACGGGCAGCAGCAGCAGCAAAGUGAUGGGAUUGAUUCGGGGUUCUUUCCGCCUGCAGCAAUAGAAGACGACGAGUUCGGAAACGCCGAGGAUAGAAUCCCGGAUGAGUUCAGCAGGUUGGACUCGGACGAGACGAGGAGGAGGGAGACGAUUGGUGGUGAAGGGGGGUUGGGUUUGCUGGGAGCUGGAGGGAGGGAUAGUGAUUUUCAUAUUGAGGUACCGGUCGGGAUGGAUGAGAGCACGUUCAUGAUUGCUUCUCCCACGAGGCAGUUUGAAAUGGGUCAAGCCGCUGAAGCAGCGGCAACAAGUGGCCAAGGCGGAGGUUUUGCAGAGUUGAUGGAUCGGAGGAGCGACAGUUACGACGACAACGAUGACGACGGAAACGACAUUGGACCGACAUUUGACGAUUAUGAUAACGACGAUGGUAUGGGCAUGGACCUGGACAACAACCAUGACCAGGACCAGGCAGCGGGCUCAGAUGAAGAGAUGACGAAGUUAUCGGGUUACACACCAACGGCGGCAAGGGUAUCACUUUCAGCUUCAGCGGCGCGGGAGAAACUCGGAUUCUUUCGGGAAGAGGGCGGUGAACGAGGAGGCUUCUCCAAGAUCAAAGCCACCAAGAAGAUCUCCAAACACGGUAUCGAGUACACAUCACUAUCCCCAGCCAUGGUCAAACGGUUGGCGCAAACAUUCGCCAAGACGAGCGGCGCGAAGGGUAACAUCUCGCCUGAAGCGCUCAAGGCGAUCAUGCAGGCUUCGGACUGGUUUUUUGAGCAGUUGGGAGAUGACUUGUCGGCGUACGCAAAGCACGCGCAUCGCAAGACUAUCGACAUGAGUGAUAUGCUCACAUUGAUGAAGAGGUAUGUUUGA